UUUACUUUUGUUUUUAAAAUUCAAGAUAUUUAAGCGGACAUUCACAGUCAUUCAGUCAUUUACAAAUCUGGGAGAUACACAGAUCGUACAGAAUUAUCAUGGCGGAUCUUGAUAUGGAACACCGAGAUCCUAACGCUAUGAACGACCAUGUUAAGGUCAUGUUUGAAGACGUUUUGGCAGAGCCAGACGGAGCCCAUAGCAUUGACUGCGUUUGGAACCUCAGCUAUAAGUGCUUCAACGGGGGAAAAAAUUGUUGUUAUAAGUUACUGACAACCCUGUGUGGUCUGUGUAUUGCUUUACAGUGGGGAUGUACGUUUGCACAACUUACAUUUGGACAGGUUUGGUGCUUUACACCUGGAUUAAGAUUUUGCUCUAUUUAUGCUGGUUGUUGCCAGAAAGUUAUUGGUAUCUUUGUAUCAUGCUGCAUGGCACCAUUCUGUGAAACAUGUGGGCUACUGUUCAGUAAAAUAAAUAUUACAAAAAGUUAGCAACUUAUCUCGAAAAUAAAUUGUAUGAACUUUAAAGAAAAAGAAAUAUUUAUUUUUGUACUGUCAUUAUGUUAUCACAAAAACAAUAUCAACGUAAAGUUUGUAUGUUAAAAUCACUUAUUUUGUUUACAAGAUUUGUGUAAUACUUGUUUAUGUUUACUUUUUAGUAAAAUGGCAUUAAAAGAUA
Mytilus trossulus (common blue mussel) is the source of this 675-nucleotide messenger RNA. Its product is annotated as caveolin-1-like. Gene Ontology annotation, biological process: caveola assembly. Gene Ontology annotation, molecular function: molecular adaptor activity. NCBI's taxonomy places the organism in Eukaryota, Metazoa, Mollusca, Bivalvia, Mytilida, Mytilidae. Bases 99 to 488 code for a protein of 129 amino acids. The transcript has 2 exons. The record is from RefSeq and is a predicted model, not a curated record. Gene Ontology annotation, cellular component: caveola; plasma membrane.